Messenger RNA from Pogonomyrmex barbatus (red harvester ant), 2472 nucleotides. RefSeq names its product facilitated trehalose transporter Tret1-2 homolog. The record is from RefSeq and is a predicted model, not a curated record. Lineage: Eukaryota; Metazoa; Arthropoda; Insecta; Hymenoptera; Formicidae. Gene Ontology annotation, biological process: transmembrane transport; carbohydrate transport. Gene Ontology annotation, cellular component: membrane. Gene Ontology annotation, molecular function: sugar transmembrane transporter activity.
AGAGAGAGAGAGAAGAUCCGUCGGGCGCGCGGAAAGGACGAGAGAAUUCUCUGUCGAUUUUCGCGAGGGACUGUAAAAAAAUUUGCGCAUCGCGGUCGAAGAGAUCGCCAUUCCCUUUCUCUCUCUUUCUCACCAACCUUUCAACGGGGCCGCGCGCGCGAUGCGGUCUACCAGAAGGAAGGAAGUGCACCUCGUCGAAACCGGAGCAAGAACGGUCUUUCGGACGACGAAAUAAAAUCUAUGCCACGUAGGUGGUGCCGGAGAACUGGCGAGAAGAAGCGAGAUAGCUCGACGACAACGACGGCGACGACGUAUGACCCAGAUAAAGUAAAGAAAACAAUCGCGAGCAAAAGCGACAAUAAUGACGACUUAGAGAUAAGUGCGGAACUCCGACAAUAAAUAUGUAAGACUGAUACCGCGCCUCCGAGGAAAGGAUAACACUGCCCAUGUAGGAAGGAGAUAGCGACGUAUCGAUUGCGCGUGAAAUAUCUUCCGUUGCUCUCGCGUGUACGAGACGCUCGUUUCCCCGAGAAACUCCGCGCCAGUUCGCGUCUUCCCGCGAAGACGGAGCUCAUCGUGGAUACCUCAUCUGGAAUAUUUUAAGUAUCAACUAAGUCAGCUAACGAAGAGGAGAAGGAUGAAAAUCGCAGUCCAACCGCCGAUCGCGACUCUAUGAAGAUCAUCGCGACGCCGCGACGCGCGAGUUCCUAGAGGAAAGCGGCUGACGAAAACAAGACGAGAAGAGAUGUCACUGAAUCACAGAUAUUACGUAACAACGAUACCGGACGAGGGCGAGGACAAUUUUAAAAUGCCCAGGGCUUCCGUGGUACACAUGACAUCGACGGCGACGAGGCCGCAUCACAUGUCACAAGUUUUGGCGACCCUGGCACUGUCUAUGGGAACUCUCUCCACCGGUUUGGCCAAGGGUUACACCUCGCCCGCGUUAGACUCCAUAUUGGAUAAUCAACCGCCUCAUCUUUAUCAAUCAUCCAACAACGACACGUGGUCCGCUUUUUCGGUUACGCAACAGGAGGCCUCGUGGGUCGCGUCGCUGUCCAUGCUGGGCGCGUGGUUCGGCGCCAUGAUCGGCGACUGGAUAAUGCGGAGAGGUCGUCGAUUGGCACUACGCGUGACAUCCUUACCCUUGGCGGCAGCCUGGGUCCUAACGGGCGUUGCACCAUGCGUGGAGUUGGUGUACGUCACGAGCUUCAUCGGCGGGCUUUGUUGCUCGGUCAUCACUAUGGUGGCUCAGGUGUACAUAUCGGAAAUUUCGAUGCCCGGCAUUCGCGGGUGUUUGUCGGCGAUGCUGAAGGUGCUGGGUCACGUUGGUGUCUUGCUGUCGUACAUAGCCGGCACAUAUCUGAAUUGGCGGCAAAGCGCGCUACUGGUGGCCGUCGCGCCGUCGAUGCUCUUUUUGGGGACCCUCUUUAUACCCGAGACACCGUCGUACCUCGUGCUGAACGGCAAAGAUGACGAGGCCGCCAACAGUUUGCAGUGGCUGCGCGGAGAACACGUCGAUAUAAGACACGAGCUGCAGGUCAUCAAAACGAAUAUUCUGGCUUCGAGAGCUAAGCAGUACGAGCUGACUUUCAAGAACAGCGUGUUUACACCAAGACUCUACAAGCCCAUCGCUAUCACGUGCGGUCUCAUGUUCUUCCAACGAUUCUCCGGCGCGAAUGCGUUUAAUUACUACGCGGUACUCAUCUUUCGUCAGACCCUAGGCGGAAUGAAUCCUCACGGAGCGACCAUAGCGAUUGGAUUUGUACAGCUAUUGGCCUCUUUACUGUCAGGAUUUUUGAUCGACAUAGUCGGUAGAUUACCGCUUUUGAUAGCCAGCACAGUUUUUAUGUCACUGGCGCUCGCCGGCUUCGGCAGCUACGCGUAUUACGUGUCACAAACGCAAAAUUUGGGCUACGUCGACUCGGCCGUGGUGGGCCAACACGACUGGAUACCGCUACUCUGCGUGCUCGUGUUCACGACCGCUCUCGCCCUGGGCAUAUCGCCAAUUUCUUGGCUAUUGAUUGGCGAACUAUUUCCGCUGGAGUACCGCGGCCUCGGCUCCAGCAUUAGCACGAGCUUCAGCUACUUCUGCGCAUUUUUCGGGAUCAAGCUCUUUAUGGAUUUUCAGCAGAGUCUCGGUCUACACGGAGCCUUUUGGUUUUACGCUGCCGUGGCGGUCUGCGGACUCUGCUUCGUUGUCUGUUGCGUGCCUGAGACGAAGGGCAAGCAGCUGGACGAGAUGAAUCCGGAUUAUGCGCAAGCACGGUAGUAUAAGGCCUCGCUGACGGGGGGUCUCUCGAACUUGGAGAAGGCGAACAAGCCUUUACCAGGAGGCGCUUAUCCGAACGAGCAUGAUCCGCGGGAUCUCUAUCGCAGCGAUCCGUCAAUCGCGACCUCCAACAUCACGAUGUUGUCUGCGCGUGCCGCUCAUCGCAAGUUCUCGAAUUACUGCGGCAUCUUUGCCGAGAAGAC